This is a messenger RNA of Brenthis ino (lesser marbled fritillary), 900 nucleotides long. NCBI's taxonomy places the organism in Eukaryota, Metazoa, Arthropoda, Insecta, Lepidoptera, Nymphalidae. The record is from the annotation of a GenBank genome assembly.
AUGUGUUACUUAUUCUCAGGACUCAGGAUGUGGGUGGUUUUGUUCUGCUAUCUGUUAGCACAAGCGAAAACGUACCCCUUACAAGGUUGGCCAGUUUACUCUCAAACGCCACGAGAAUAUCCUGAUGAUGAUUAUUAUUACGCCCCAAAAGUCCAAUACUAUUAUGAUGCUCCAGCCAUUAAUGUACCUGAAGUAUACGGUCAAGUUCCUUACACAUAUUUUUAUGAUCCUUAUGGCCAUUUUGCAAAUGAAGAGCCAAAACGACAAGAAGAACGGCUAGCCGCAUUGCCCAUCGGUCAAGAGACAUGGUAUGAAAGCGAAUCAUCUCCUCGAUGGAGGUCUAAUAAUAUUGAUGACGUCAACGCAGCCUUCCUAGACAAUUUAAUUCUUACUCAAAUGGCUCAAGACGCACAAAGGCGGCGUCAGAAUGCUCGUGCUGCUUUUUCGCAUAUGAAAUACGAAGAAAAAGAGAAUGAAGAUGAAGACGUUAGAGAAUUGAAAGCUCUCGCUGGCAAACCAUUUUAUCACGUACCCAAAACAGUUCCUAGAAUUGAAGAUGAUGAAGAAUAUGUGGAUGAUGAUGGUGAUGCUGAUUCAUUUAUAAACUGGAAUGGAAAUAAGCGGAGUUUGACUACUGCCGCCCCGGAGAUCAGCACAGAGCAAAUACAAGCUGGGCAGAAAGAAUUUGUUAUGCCACGACCAGCACAAAUCCCUCACAAUCAUUUAAGUUCUCAAUCGAUCCAGGAUAAAAGAAGCUCUCCAUUCUACAAAACUAUCACACAAUUAAUUGAAAAACAAAAUAAAGAAGCUUUAAAAGAAAGAAGAAUUGAAAAACGCUACGUUGCUGCUGAUUCUGACCUUGUAGGAGAACUUCGAGGACUAAAACAUCGUAUUGCAACU